Molecule: messenger RNA, 1104 nt
Organism: Arabidopsis arenosa
Lineage: Eukaryota; Viridiplantae; Streptophyta; Magnoliopsida; Brassicales; Brassicaceae
Source: the annotation of a GenBank genome assembly
GUUUCGAUCUCCUCUCGCAAAUUCGAAAUUAAAAUGGCUAAAAUCGUCAAUAAUGGAGGCAAAGGUAAGCGGAAGAGGACCACGAAGAAGGAAACUGAGAAGAAAGCCCGAGCAACCAAAACAAAGGAAGAGCCUGAGUACUUUGAAGGGAAACGUAAUCUGGAAGAUUUGUGGAAGGCUGCAUUUCCAGUGGGAACUGAGUGGCACAAUUUAGAUGCAGUUUAUGAUGAAUUUAAUUGGGAUUUCAAAAGUCUUGAAGAAGCAUUUGAGGAAGGAGGAAUGCUCUAUGGGAAGAAAGUCUUUGUUUUUGGCACUGCAGAACCUGACUUCUUGGAAGAUGUAAACAAGACUGUCUAUGUCCCAACAGUUGUUGUGAUUGAAUCACCUUUUCCUCCUUCUGAGAAGCUAGGAAUAAAAGCGGUUCAGAGAGUAGAGGAGGAAAUCGUUCCAAUGAAGCUGAUGAAAAUGGACUGGGUUCCUUACAUUCCCUUUGAAAAUAGAGACAGACAAGUUGAUAGGGUGAACUUUCAAAUUUUUUGCUUGGGCUGUACCCAGAGGAGAGCUGCUCUCAGACAUAUGAAGGAAGAUCGUGUUAAAAUGUUUGAGUAUUGCCUUCCUUAUUUCUAUAACCCAUUGAAGGAAGAUGAACUUGAACAGAGUACUGAGGUCGACAUAUUGUUCCCCUCUGAACCGCCGGUUGUAUGUGAAUUUGACUGGAAGUUUCACAGACUUCAGGAAUUUGUCGAUGAUCUGAUUGAAGAUGAAGCAUUACCUGCUGAACAAAAGGAUGAAUUCAAAGAAUUCGUCAAAGAGCAAGUUCGAGCAGCGAAGAAAGCAAGCAAAGAGGCCAAAGUUGCUCGAGAGAAAGCAAUAGAAGAAAUGAGCGAAGAUACUAAGGAAGCCUUUGAAAACAUGAAGUUCUACAAAUUCUACCCUCGGCAUUCACCAGACGUCCCUAGGUUCAAGACGUCGUCAUACAUUAACCGAUACUACGGGAAAGCUCAUCAAGUCCUUUGAUAUGGAAUCGUCAGAACUAAGAAUAGCUAUAAUGCUUUUAUAGUUAAAAGUCUGUAAACUUUUUAGUAAUGAAUUUGUGUUCUCCUC